AUGGCGGCUACAGGAGCUGAAGCAAAGGAACCUGAACAUCACAACAACUGCCUUGUCCAACUAUCAAAUCCACAGGUAGCAACCAUGAAGGAAGAUAUUCUCUAUCAUUUCAAUCUUAGCACUAGCACGCAUGAUUUCCCAGCUAUGUUUGGAGAUGUGAAGUUUGUGUGUGUUGGUGGGAGCCCCUCCCGGAUGAACACCUUCAUCAGACAUGUGGCUGCUGAGCUGGGCCUCAACCAUCCAGGAGAUGAAUACCCCAAUAUUUGUGCAGGCACUGACCGCUAUGCCAUGUAUAAAGUUGGACCGGUGCUAUCUGUGAGUCAUGGGAUGGGCAUUCCUUCCAUUGCGAUCAUGUUGCAUGAGCUCAUCAAGAUGCCGUACCAUGCCAGAUGUUCCAAUGUCACCAUCAUCCGUAUCGGCACUUCUGGUGGAAUAGGUCUGGAGCCUGGCUCUGUGGUUAUCACCCGGCAGGCAGUGGAUGCCUGCGUCAAGCCGGAGUUUGAACAUGUCCUGGGGAAGUGGGUGGUUCGGAACACAGACAUGGAUGAGCAGUUGGUGCAGGAGUUGAUGCAGUGUUCUUCAGACCUGAAUGAAUUCACCACAGUGGUGGGGAUCACCAUGUGCACCUUGGACUUCUAUGAGGGGCAAGGUCGUCUGGACGGCGCCAUCUGCUCCUACACGGAGAAGGACGAGCAGGUGUAUCUGCAAGCAGCCCAUGCUGCAGGCAUCCGGAACAUCGAGAUGGAAUCUUCAGUCUUUGCCGCCAUGUGCAGUGCAUGUGGCCUCCGAGCGGCUGUGGUGUGUGUUACCUUCCUGGACCGCCUGCAAGGGGACCAGAUCACCAGCCCCCAUGAUGUGCUUGCUGAGUACCAGCAGAGGCCACAGCGACUGGUGAGCUACUUCAUCAAGAAAAGUCUGGGAAAGGUCUGA
Sciurus carolinensis (gray squirrel) is the source of this 930-nucleotide messenger RNA. RefSeq names its product uridine phosphorylase 1-like. Gene Ontology annotation, cellular component: cytoplasm; cytosol. NCBI's taxonomy places the organism in Eukaryota, Metazoa, Chordata, Mammalia, Rodentia, Sciuridae. Gene Ontology annotation, molecular function: uridine phosphorylase activity. The record is from RefSeq and is a predicted model, not a curated record. Gene Ontology annotation, biological process: nucleotide catabolic process; uridine catabolic process.